Molecule: messenger RNA, 849 nt
Organism: Neocloeon triangulifer
Lineage: Eukaryota; Metazoa; Arthropoda; Insecta; Ephemeroptera; Baetidae
Exons: 4
Coding region: 199-849 (216 amino acids)
Source: RefSeq, a predicted model, not a curated record
GUCAUUUGUUUCCGUUCGCGCCACAGCCAAAAUAUUCGCAGCUUAUUUUCCAUUUUUUUAUUUCUUGCCAUUUUUCGAUAGACCUAUGAGACUGGAAAAAUGUUCUUGAGUUGAAUUCCACUGUUGAAGUUUUUUCAUUAUUUUUUUAAUGCUAUUCCCACUUGUCAGGCUGUCAUGAUCAAGAAUUUUCUUUAAAAAAUGUCCGACUCACAACUCGACACUCCAGGAACAACCAGCAGAAAGCGCCUUUUCAAUGAUGCGUUUCCCGCAAGCCAAAGUUCUGCAUUUCACGCACCUUCGCAGUAUAUAGUGAACUUCCCAGCGAAAUUUGAAAAACUCUUGCAAGAAGUUGCUUUCCAACAAGAUGAUUUGCUUGAGUCUGCAAAGAGGAAUAAAUCUCGGGCAACGGUUUUUGUUGCCAAGCAGCUUAUAUCUGACAAAAAAUUUUCCAAGAUUGCGCUCGGAAAACUCGUCAGGAAUUACUCACUUCCCUUAGAAUUCCUUUGGAUGUUGCAAUGCGCAGAAAUACUCCACUUCAGUCUCUACGUUCCUGCUCAAUCGGAUGAAAGUUUGCGAUCACUCGGAAAUCGCUUGGCUACUUUUCUGAGCCAGUCGCAGGACAAUCCACAGUUCAGCUCCAUAUCUGGAAUUUCGAUUGACCUCAUGACAAGCUGCAUCAUGCUGGUCCACGGCCCAGACCCACCGCCAAAUCUCAACCCAGUUCGAAAGGCCUGCAGGACUUUGUUGACCCACGCUUUGAAAGAAUGUCACUUUCCUCUUGAUGAAAAUGAUAACGGUAUUUAUUUACACAAUCAAAUGAUCUUUUGGUUGGCAGCACUGCUUCGGUAA